UUAAUCCGAACCAUCUGUGGCGAAAGCAAACAUAUUACAGCAUAUAGAAAAAAUAAUCUCAACAAGUUCUAUGGCAAGACCAUGAAGAAGACUUAUUUCAGCAAGGAAGGAGACAUGUUGGCAGCAAGGCACCUUUUGGCCUUCGACAUUAAUAUACAGUACACACCAAUAAUUAAAGUCAUUUUAAAUGUGAAGAAAGCACAAGACAGUCUAGAUUUCUCAGGACUAGACAAAAAUGUUCCCACAUACUGGUCAGCACUUUUCAGUGGAGGAAAAACUGCAGCUAAAGCACCUCCGAAGUUGCCUCGAAGCAAACCUGUAGGCGCAGUCACCCCGUUCCCAGCCGGGUCCUGGGAGAAGACUGGAAGGUGGCGGCCGCGCGCCCUCGCUCCCCUCCCGGCCGGCCACCUGUCAGAAUCCCUAAGCGGCGGUGCAGGGAAGGAGGUGCAGACCCGGGUGCUGGGGAAGGGACCCCGACGGCUGCGGGCUCCUAGGGGCUGGGCUGCUUGGAGUGGAGCCGCGGGGCAGCCCGGUAGCCCUCCCCACCCCCAGCGCGCUUCCCGCAGCUGUGCGGGCGCCGGCCCUCCCCCGCAGGGCGCCCUACCUGUUGAUCUUGAGCGCGAAGGCGCGGCGCUCUGCGCUCGGCAGCGUGGCCAUGGCCUCGGGGGGCGCGCGCGUCGCGGAGCCGCUGCAGCCCCUGCCCGACCCGAGCGGGACGCCCUCCUCAGCUGUCAGGCGCCAGAGCUGCAGACUUCCGCGUUUCCACCUGGGGCGCUGCGCUGCCCCCUGGGGGCUGCCCGGGCUCGGCGCGGAGGCCGCGGCGGAGAGCCGGACAGCGCGUGGUCGGCCUGGCACGCAGGGGCCGACGGGCGCGGAGGGUGUGGGCGCCCGCGGAAAUGCCCUCCGGAUGCUGCGAGCGGCGGCGCGCUCCGGCCGGGGCCCUGAGCUCGCGCGGGAGGCUGCGCGGGCCGGCGACCCCGAGAGCGCGAGGCCAGGCCGGAAGCUCCAUCCGCCGUGAGCCGUGGGCCACACGGGGGCUCCCGCCGCCAACGCCGCGCGCCUGGCCGGGCCCCGGAACCCGCCGGCGGCUGCUGUGCACCGGCCCUUCGGGAGGGUGCUGCGCAAUCCCGGGAGAAUGCAGGCUGUGGUGCUAGAGCCAGCGAGCCGCGGAAGACUCCAGGAUACAAGUCAGCAAAAACAUUCUUUCCUGUGCGUUGAAUAAAUGGAAUGAGUUAAUCAGA
Messenger RNA from Erinaceus europaeus (western European hedgehog), 1241 nucleotides. RefSeq lists its product as uncharacterized. The annotation marks the transcript as partial. The record is from RefSeq and is a predicted model, not a curated record. The transcript has 4 exons. Lineage: Eukaryota; Metazoa; Chordata; Mammalia; Eulipotyphla; Erinaceidae.